Molecule: messenger RNA, 1681 nt
Organism: Odontomachus brunneus
Lineage: Eukaryota; Metazoa; Arthropoda; Insecta; Hymenoptera; Formicidae
Exons: 5
Coding region: 137-1108 (323 amino acids)
Cellular component (GO): extracellular region
Molecular function (GO): chitin binding
Source: RefSeq, a predicted model, not a curated record
CAACUUUCAGCGGGACACGCUAUAUAAGAAAGUGACAUGUCGGCCGGCCAAGAUAAAGCACGCGCGUGUUGUCAUCGAUCCCCCAGGGUGUUUUGCUUGUCCUGUCGAUCGUCCCGCUACCUUCGUUACUGACAGGAUGUACUGGGUGUUCCUGGGGUUUCUGAGCUCUGCCGUCGCGGCGCAGAGUUCUUAUGACUUAGAAACCAGAGCGGUUUCAUUCCCGGGAAAGCCGAGUCUAGGACCGCUUUAUUCAGCUGGCUUGAGCUCAGGCCAAGGAUUUCGCGACAAUAGUUAUGAAGACAAUGCAGUGACGCCUACGCCUUCACCGACGCCAAUCUUCAGGAAUUCUAAUCAGCAACCAUUAUAUCGCAAGCCAACGGCAUCACCGAUCGACACUCGCGAUUAUUCUCAAGCAAUUCGCGUUGGUUCCAACCAACGCGCUCCUCCUCGAGGAGGGCCCACCCAGGAGGAACUCGAAGAGGAGAAGGAGGAGCCUGAUCGUCUCACUCUGCUUCUGCCUCAGAGUAGAUUUGAUUGUGUCAACAAGCAGACUGGCUAUUACGCUGACGAGGAUCUUAACUGCGAAGUCUUCCACUACUGCCAAGACAAUGCCAAGCACUCCUGGAUCUGUCCCGAGGGUUUUACCUUCCAUCAGGUACAUCUGAUUUGUAUGCCACCCAGCGGCGACAUCAGCUGCAAGAAGAGUUCGCAAUAUCAUUUUGUCAAUGAGUACCUGUACAAACCGUUGAACCAGCAGGAAGCUGAGACCAAGCCCAACGUCACUCUGAGGUACAGCGAGAGGUAUUACCCUUCUGACAUUCACUCAGACGAAAGAGAAGUCGGUGACUAUCAGAUUACUCCCACAUCAGCUCCGGUGCGUCGUCCUGCUCCACAGGUCCUUGUGAGCCCACAGUCCUCGAGUUUCAACAGUAUCCCCACAUCAGCCCGUCCGCAGCCCACGGGACAAUAUCAGCUCCCGUUAAAUCAGGUAUUCCGCAGCCCCGAGGAGGUCAACAUUCCCCUUCAGUAUAGAAGACCGCAGUCGCAGCAGCAUCAAGCUAUCAGACGAUUUCCUCAAGUCCGGCCGGAUGAGGAAGACUACGAGUAGAUUCUUAGAACUUGCAAUUUUUUAAUUUGCUCGAAUUCUUCCGUUCACAAAUAGUCUCUAUAGAUCGAUCAUUAAUGUUUUUCGAUACAUUUAUUUAUGCGAUGUCUUUCUUACAAAAGUCCAACCAGAAGUGUUGAAAUUCGAGUCUUUAGGUCAUCCAAAUUUUUAUGUUAAAAUACUCACGAAUAUUUAUACUGUUAUAUUCUUAGAAAUGUACAAAAAGAGAACAAAGUAGCCAGAAAAAUUAAUUGCAAUAUAUACAACUUUAUAGGGAGUGAGUUUAUUUAAAAGUAUUAUGAAUGUUUAUUCGCGUAUGCGUGGGUUGCAAGUCCAUUCGCCUUUGUCGAAAUUUCUUUAUCCUGUAAAACAUUUUUCCCCGCAGGAUCUUUUCAAUGAUAUUUGUAACCAAUAAGAUUAAUUAGCGUUAAGAGAGACGAUGAGUCUCAUUCAAUUCUUUUUGUCGAAUUAGUUAACGUUAUAAUGUAAGACUAAUGCGAGGAUAAUUUAAUUUGUGGCGCAAUUAUUGUGUGAAGAUAUAACUUAAUUAUUGUAAAUAAAAAAAAAUUAAUUAAA